AUGCACCUCUUCGUCAACACGGUGCCUAAAACGGCCGAGAACUUCAGACAGUUCUGCACGGGCGAGCACAAGGUCAAUGGCCAGCCGCAGGGGUACAAGGGCAGCAAGUUCCAUCGUGUGAUCAAAAACUUCAUGAUCCAGGGCGGCGACUUCCUCCACUCAGAUGGCACCGGCAGCACGAGUAUCUACCACAACGCCGCGUUUCCCGAUGAAUCGUUCCAGCACAAACACACAUCAGCUGGACUAUUGUCGAUGGCGAACUCCGGCCCCAAUAGCAAUGGAUGCCAAUUCUUCAUCACCUGCGCGCCCACGCCCCAUCUGGACAACAAGCACGUCGUCUUCGGGCAGGUCGCUGAUCAAGACAGCCUGAAUGUUGUUCGGAUGAUUGAAAACACCAGAACAGCGGGGCCUGGUGGGCGUGGACAGGGCGAGAGACCGGUUCUCGAUAUCAGGAUUGCCCAGUGUGGUGAAUUGUGA
Capronia epimyces CBS 606.96 is the source of this 477-nucleotide messenger RNA. RefSeq names its product peptidyl-prolyl cis-trans isomerase H. Bases 1 to 477 code for a protein of 158 amino acids. The record is from RefSeq and is a predicted model, not a curated record. NCBI's taxonomy places the organism in Eukaryota, Fungi, Ascomycota, Eurotiomycetes, Chaetothyriales, Herpotrichiellaceae. Gene Ontology annotation, biological process: protein folding; protein peptidyl-prolyl isomerization. Gene Ontology annotation, molecular function: peptidyl-prolyl cis-trans isomerase activity. Gene Ontology annotation, cellular component: intracellular membrane-bounded organelle. The transcript is spliced from 2 exons.